Molecule: messenger RNA, 2387 nt
Organism: Acanthopagrus latus (yellowfin seabream)
Lineage: Eukaryota; Metazoa; Chordata; Actinopteri; Spariformes; Sparidae
Exons: 21
Coding region: 227-2128 (633 amino acids)
Biological process (GO): poly(A)+ mRNA export from nucleus
Cellular component (GO): nucleus; cytoplasm
Molecular function (GO): RNA binding; protein binding
Source: RefSeq, a predicted model, not a curated record
AACGCGCAGAAGGAGAAGCUAGCUUAGCUGGAAGCUACCAGCCAGUAACAGACUGGCCACCCGAUCACGACGUGGUCGCCUUUGUUUUUCCCCUCUUAACGUCUUGGGAUGUUGGAGUUUCUUCCAUAGUCUGCUGUUUGUGUUUGGUGAAAGACCGAUACGACUCACUGCUAAGAUUAUUUCACACAGUAAACUGUGUUUUUAAAUCUAACACUAUUCUAGAAACAUGGCGGAUGGCGGGCACUACUACAACGAGCACGAUGAUAGAACUGCACCACAGUAUCGCAGCCGUAAAGGCAGAGGUGGUCACAAGGGUCGGUCCUAUGACAGGUCCCGAAGAGACCGCCAGCCGGGUAGCCACUCGGGGGGAUUUGGAGGUCCUGGGCCACGGUCCAGGCUUGCUGAUAUGGAUGAAGAUGUUGCUAUGAGUGACAACUCUCAGGACAGCAGCUCCCAGCAUAGAUUCAACCCAUAUGGGAGGCCUAUUCGGAAAGGAGGGGAUGGACGUUUUGACAGGCGACCAGGCAAAGGGGGAGGAGGUGGUAGAGGAGGAGGAGGAGGAGGCGGCGGCGGCUUCAGAGGAGGCCGAGGUGGAGGAGGGAGAAGUCGGUCAGGCUGGUUCAAAGUUACGAUACCACACGGGAAAAAAUAUGAUAAGCAGUGGUUAUUGACAGCCCUUCAGAACAUCUGUUCAGUUCCUUACAGACCUGUACAGUACCAUGUUGACCAUAACAGGGCUCAUUUCUAUGUGGAUGAUUCAUCUACCGCUAAUGCCUUGCAUAAAUGUUCCCACAAGAUCACAGACACAGAUGGGUACAAGGUGGAAGUUCAUGUCAACCCCAGCGCUCCACCUUCCAGCCUGGUUUCUGAUCUAAAGCCUGAACACUUGGAGCACCUGAAGCAAUGCAUGGCAAAACGGUUUGAUGGCUCCCAGCAAGCUUUGGAUAUGAACAACAUCCGAACAGAUCCAGACCUGGUGUCCCAGAACAUUGAAGUCAUCUUAAAUAGAAAGACGAGCAUGGAGGCUGUCAUCAAGAUCAUUGAAGAAAACAUUCCAGAGUUGACCUGCUUGAACCUGAGUAACAACCGCAUUCACAAACUCGAUGAACUUGCUGAAUUGGUGACCAAGGUGCCUAAUCUGAAGACCCUCAACCUUUCCCACAAUGAGCUGAAGUCUGACCGGGAGCUGGACAAGCUGAAAGGCCUGAAGCUGGGGGAGCUGUGGCUGAACAGGAACCCUCUGUGUGACUUCUUCAAGGAUCAGGCCUCAUACAUUAGUGCUGUGCGGCAGAGGUUCCCCCGGCUUCUAAAACUGGACGGCAAUGACCUCCCUGCACCCAUUGGAUUCGAUGUGGAAACGCCCACCACCAUCCCCCCCUGCAAGGGCAGUUGUUUCGGCUCAGAUGAAAUCAAGGCUCUCAUCCUUCGGUUCUUGCAACAGUACUACAGUAUAUACGACUCAGGGGACAGACAACCACUUCUGGAUGCUUACCACGAUGGAGCAUCGUUGUCCCUCACAACACCUUACUCCACCCAAAACCCCUCUAGGAGCAGCCUGGGAGAGUAUCAUAAAGACAGUCGAAACCUGAGAAGGCACAAAGACCCCACGCUACGGUUUCGACUUCUGAAACACACACGACUCAACGUGGUGGCUUUCCUCAACGAGUUGCCUAAAACUCAGCACGACAUCGCCUCCUUUAAUGUUGAUGUUAACACCUACACCAACACACUACUAUCAUUCACAGUCAGUGGCGUCUUUAAAGAAGUCGCUGUUGAUGGAAAAUCCAGAGAGUCAACCAUGGCCUUCUCACGCGUGUUCGUCACGGUUCCAGCAGGGAACACUGGUCUCUGCAUCGUGAAUGACCAGCUUUUCAUCCGGAUGGCUACAACUGAAGAGAUCCGCCGGGCCUUUGUCGCUCCCGCCCCGACGCCAUCUUCCAGCCCCGUCCCCACCCUCACUGCUCCGCAGCAGGAGAUGCUCACAGCCUUCUCGCAGAAGUCUGGAAUGAACCUGGAGUGGUCACAAAAGUGUCUGCAAGACAAUGAUUGGGAUUUCAACAGAGCGGCACAAAUUUUCACUCAGUUAAAGACGGAUGGCAAGAUCCCUGAUGUUGCUUUCAUAAAAUGAAGAGAUUAAUCAUACUUCUGUGAAAUAAAAUCUGCAGUCAUUUUUAUUUAAGGGUUUUGUUUUAUCCUUUUUUUGCCUGUUCAUUUAUUAAGAAAGUACACGGCUUAACUCUUUUGUUUUAACAGCCAAAUGUCAAGUGUUCAAUCUAAAGACUGAUGUUAUGAUACAAUUUUCAGUUGUCAUUGUAACUAUAGUUUUUAGUCAUUUGUAUAUAACUCACUACAUGUUUUCAUAGGAAUAAAGACAGUUGGCCAGUAGA